Messenger RNA from Phoenix dactylifera (date palm), 2122 nucleotides. Lineage: Eukaryota; Viridiplantae; Streptophyta; Magnoliopsida; Arecales; Arecaceae. The record is from RefSeq and is a predicted model, not a curated record.
AUGAUAUGUGGGGAUUAUAUGAAGCUACUUGAUCUGGAUAGCGAUACUGAUGAAAGAAGGUAUAGAGCUGCAAUAGAGAUGCCUCUUUCACCCACUUUGCCUGAAAUUGAGUCUGCUAGCCUCAAACUAUGUGUACAGGAUGACUCUCAUUUUCUGAUAGAGGGAACUUUGAAGAGUUUUGAGACUGAAAGAAGUAAUUCCUUGCCAUUCCAUACCUUUGAUGUCAUCGAGUUGGAGAUUAGUUCCAACACUGUGAAACAGAAAGCCCCUCAUUUGCAGGAACUGUCAUUGAAUGAUAAUCCAGUCUUAAGUCAUUCAUCUGAAGAAGUAAGAAUUCAUGGUACAAUUGUAACAGAUGGUGAUUUCAAGCACCAUGAUAUGCUGUGUAAUAUUGAACAUAAUCCUUCCUUCCUUGAAAAUGAUAGUAACAUGGAUGUUGAACCAACAUAUAAUGGCAGUAAAUCUGGCGACUCAGUGCAGAAGGCUAGUGAUGCGCUGCCUAUCAUGGGGCUAAAGGACCAUUGGGAGUUCAAGCACCUUGUUCAUGGCCAACUAGGUCCUAAUACCAUUUCUGAUUCAAAGGAAGCACAAGCUGUAGCUUUCCAAAAUUCACAUUGCAUUCCGAGCAAUUAUGUGAGAAUUGUUAUAUGCAUAAUUCUAUUUCCAAAGAUACAUAAUUUAUCAAGGGAACUAGUGAAUGUACCAAAUGGAACCCAUGGAUUGACUCAUGCCACAGUUACAACUUCCACAGAAAUUCAUAUUGAAGGCAAAGGAGAAAAACAUGAUGGUGCAAUUGUUUCUCAAAGUGGUGAAAUGCUUGAUAAAAGUUUUGAAGCUGAGAAAUCUGAGCAACAUGGUAAUUUACUGGUCUCAGAAUGUGCUACAAAGACGGAAGCUUCUGAAUCAAUGCCUAUGUCCACCAUCAGGAAGAUCCGUGAUCUAUGUGCAGAGAGUGAUGGACUUGAACUGGAGAAAAUUCCCAAGUAUUUUGUUGUGUUCUCAAAUAUGGAUGAUUGCAGCAAAACAAGGAUAUCACAAUAUAGCAAGACCGUUAUAUCUCAAGGCUGCAUGGACACCCAAGUGCUUCGUGCUAUAGCUAUGGAUCCUGAACUUUUACCUAAAGAGAAGGCUGCUGUUUUCUUUUCAUUAUUAUUGUGCAAUAUUUCUGGUACACUGUCGGCAAAUUCAAGAUGCACCAGGAGUGGAGAAUUUCUACUACCUUCUGGUUCUUUUGCAGAAGAGAUUAAUAAAGUGUUAUCAAAUGGGGAGGCAAGAUGGUUAAUUCUAGAAAUAUGCCAACUGAACAUUCUUGUUGAGCUAAUUGAGGAUUUUCUCAUUAAUAGAAAAGUUCUGUUGUACACUGACAGGCUGCUCGAGCCUUUGUCGGCAUGUUUCUCAUCACAGGAAUUUCAUCAGUUAAAUGGGAGCGGUCUUUGUGUGUCUACUAGAGAUUGCAACAGUUGAUCAAAUUAUUGCUGGUUGUGUCAUAUUUGCAUCUAUUUCUGCUGCAGUAGGUUGCAUUGGCAUUGUUCUGGAGUUGUCUUACAGAAUUCUUCGAACGUGUAGAAAUGAUAUUUCCUGGAUUCUAUUGGCGCUGCAUGUUUUUGCUUUUGUAUGUGGCGAGAAAUUUUUUAAUCUGGACGACUGUCAGUUUCUUCUAAAUGCUAUUAGAUUGGUGGUUUCACUAGUUGAGCAUGGGAAUGAAUCUGCACAUUCUGCUUCUUGUCUCCAUUCAACACAACAUAUGCUUAUCUUUCCUCCCUGCGAGCAAUGCCCAUUUGCUACGGAUGAAUUUUGUAUGGAUAAUUUUGCUUGUUCGCUUUUGGAUGAGCUACAAUUUUAUGCCUUGGCUGGUAAUAUCAAUCAUCUGGAUGGAAAAAAAUCAACUGCUUCAAUCGGCACAUUCCAGUCAUGCUCUGAGAGAAAUGAUGGAGGGACAGUCAGUAAAACUAAAGUCAGUGGACUGAAAACUGAGUGCGUUGGAUCUUGCAGUAUAUACAAGUUUGGAAAGCUCGCUGCUGAUCGGUCUGAUUGUUUUCCUGAGAGCUCUUUUUGCUACUUUACAGAUAUAAUUUCUUUGGUGGAGCUGAUUGGGUGCUACAUGAGAUGGGACUGGACAUAC